AUGUCCUCUCUCUUUGGGAAAGAGAUCUUUUUCUUUUGGAAUGGGAUUGGAGAAGAGUUUAUAUUAUAUUAUAUUAUCUAUCUAUCUAUCUAUCUAUCUAUCUAUCUAUCUAUCUAUCUAUCUAUCUAUCUAUGUUUGUUCCUGUCUAUCUAUUUAUCUAUCUAUCUAUUUAUAGAUAUUAAAAAAAUAUAUCUGUCUAUCUCAAUCGGUUCAUGUCCGUCUAUCUAUCUAUCUAUCUAUCUAUCUAUCUAUCUAUCUAUCUAUCUACAUUCUCCGCCGCGACAUCGUUUUUUGUUGGUCCUAAAGAAAGGUACACGUGCUUUCACGGUGAAGUUUUACUCGUGUAUUGAGUCCACGUCCACUUGUCUAUUUAGUCUGAUCAGUUUGGCACAUGGACCGACCACUUGCGGACGGCGAGGUGAUACAGGAGAGUCUCGUGAAAUAUCCAGUAAGCUUUGGCCGGCAGCUGAGACGGUCGACGGCCAGCUGAAGUUGUAUUGGAACGGUUGA
Molecule: messenger RNA, 510 nt
Organism: Acanthosepion pharaonis
Lineage: Eukaryota; Metazoa; Mollusca; Cephalopoda; Sepiida; Sepiidae
Source: the annotation of a GenBank genome assembly